AUGACUGUCCUGCUGUUGCUGAUCUCUGUGUCUAACAUCCCUCCCCCCGUCUUGUGCCUCCCAGGUGAGAGAAUCCUGGGCUAUGCCGAGGAGCCCUGCUAUCUCUGGUUCGUCAUGGAGUUCUGCGAAGGGGGCGAUCUCAAUCAGUACAUCCUCUCCCGGAGACCGGACCCAGCCACCAACAAGAGCUUCAUGCUCCAGCUGACCAGUGCCAUCGCCUUCCUGCACAAGAACCAUAUUGUGCACAGAGACUUGAAGCCAGACAACAUCCUGAUCACGGAGAAAUCUGGUGCUCCUGUUCUCAAGGUGGCAGACUUUGGACUCAGCAAGGUCUGUGCUGGUCUGACCGCUCGGGGCAAGGAGGGCGGGAACGACAACAAAAAUGUGAAUGUGAACAAGUACUGGCUGUCGUCAGCCUGCGGCUCUGACUUCUACAUGGCCCCCGAGGUCUGGGAGGGGCACUACACAGCCAAGGCGGACAUCUUUGCCCUGGGCAUCAUCAUCUGGGCCAUGAUUGAGAGGAUAACGUUCAUCGACGCAGAGACCAAGAAGGAGCUGCUGGGGACCUACAUCAAGCAGGGGACAGAGAUUGUGCCUGUUGGGGAAGCGCUGCUAGAAAACCCAAAGAUGGAGCUGCAUAUCCCUCAGAAACGCAGGACUUCCAUGUCUGAGGGGAUCAAACAGCUCUUGAAAGACAUGUUGGCUGCUAACCCACAGGAUCGACCUGAUGCCUUCGAGCUUGAAACCAGGAUGGACCAGGUGACAUGUGCUGCUUAAAAUUCAGGGCAAAGUGGUGUCGUGUUUUGCAGUUGGGUUUAUUUACCAGGGACCUACAAUCUCCAUGAUUUACAUGCACAGAGGGAAGCAAAGGAUAAGGGACACAAACUAAACAGAAGAUCGCUCUACAGCCGGAUCCCUGCAGCAGUCAGCUUUUGGUUUUUUGGGGUUUGGUUUUCUUUCUUUUUUUGGCUGCCUGAGACUUAGGAAGAGUGAAGCUAUGCAACCCACUCAGUCACAAGACUGUUGGAGAAAGUCAGGAAGAGUAUACUUCUCUCCCUCCUGCCCUCAGCUCCCCCCUGUUAUUCAGCCAGAAUUCAAAAGGCGUUUCUAGCGAAGACGCGUUUCCAUACGCGGAUCGGGAUUGGAAGCGUAGCAAGGCAAUCGCUGCUACUGGCAAGUACCAGAACCGAAUCAGGAUGUGCACGAGUUUGGUUUUUAAACAUUAACAUUCAUUACCUUGAGGGGGGUGGCGGCUGGGGGAAGAGGAUCACUAGAUUUGCUCUGUAAUUUGGUGGUGGUAGAAAAAAAGACUGAGAGGUCUUUGAAAGUCUGCGUUGCAAACGAAGUCUUGGUUUCCAGUCCAAUGGCUCCUUUCCAGGUAGGCGCUGCCCACCCUGUGAAACAACCGACAGUAGAGCGCAGUAGCCACACGAGACACGAAAGGAGGUUGACUGGGCAAGAUCCUUGUUCCCUUCAGACGUUCUUCCCCCGUAGCACUAGGCAGCCAUGCCCGUUUCUGUAACGGGCACACGGGGAGUCACCGGGUUAAGUUUUCAGGUGACAAACUGAACUGUAGGGAGGAGGACAGAAACAAAGGCAGAAAAGAACAAGUAACCUGAAGUUACUGGGGGCAGCCUUCUUACAGCUAGUUAUUUAUUGUAUGGUUUCCAGUCUCCUGCAUAAAACUGUUAUUCAGCAAAUGGUAAAAACAGCUUUAGGGAGCAAAGACAACACUAUUGUUCAAGCCUGGCCCUGUUGGUAAAGUUUCUCUGCGGCGGAAGGCCGAGAUAAGGAGGUUGGCACAUGAUUAGUCUGUUAAGACUUCAUUUCUUUGCCGACUUGAGCUGCCCUGACCUCCUGGGGCUGACCUAUGCCACGGUCUCAAUCAGUCCUUCGCUUUGCUCGCCGUAAAUACAGUGCAAAGCAUCCUUUUUAGCCCUGCAGUUAAAACCUCUUUUGAACCCGAACGUCUUCCAACCGUAUUAAACGCCGGGUGCUGGUCCAGGAGACACCGGUCACAUUAUUCCAACCAGGCCUCUCUGCCUGAAGUGUUUCAUGCUCGUCGUGGAUCGGUUCCCAGUUAGAAGAGGUCCCUGCUGAUUUCUCAUCCCACAGACCAGAGCUUUACAGCAAUAUGCCCAUUGUUUUUGGGGGGGGAGCUGGGGGCUUCAGUGUUGUCUUUGUCCCUCCCUUGUAACUCUUGUCCACCUGUUGCUGCCCCUUCGUCUGCUCGCUAUUCUGUCCUGUUCCGUAGAAGCCACGAGGGCUGUAGCGAGGUCGGAGAUGGCCCCUAGGGUUUUUACCUCUGUCAGAGCAGGUAGAACCCAACGAUGGUAGAAAAUGUAUCUGGCGCUUUCCUGGAUGUCGUCGGGGAAUAGCAGAGCUGUAGCAUGGAGCAGUAGCUUUUGUGCUUUUCCCUGCAUGAUUCAACAUCUUGUCUUGUGAACAUUUCACUCGGAUCUAGCGACCAACGCAUCGCAAAGCCAGGAAAAAGACCCUGCUCUCUCUGCUCCUCUUUCACCCACUCCCACUCACAUAGAUGCUCCAGUGGGCAGCCACAGCCAGACCUUGGACACAUUAACUUUUUUCCUGGAUGGUUAAUUAUGGCUAUGAAGUUUGGGUUUGGUUGAGUAGACGUAGUAUUGGCAUGUCUGCCUCAGCCACAGAGGACUGUCAGGCCUUUCUAGCUUUGGUUCAGUUUUGCUGGUUGAGUUUGCUGAUCUCCAGCUCACGUAGCAAAAUCUAAGAAGCUUCUCGCAGGUGAAGUUAAAGGGUGGACUUCUGCCCUUCCCAGUACCGAAGGAUCCCUCAAUUUGAGCAGGAAUAUCCAGGCAAUCUGUAGUGGAGCAGGUAUUGAACCAGAGUACCUCAGUUCCUAGGGCAGUGCCCUAAUCUCUGGGUCAUCUUCCCUCCACUUGCAGCCUUUACCAUACUGUGCUGCCAAGUACUAGAACCAUUGCUGGGCCUCCUCGUACCAGUUAUGGUCACACUGGCCUUCCCUGGCAGAAGGAGCCCCGAGAUGGAUAUUCAAGUACUGAAGAAGGUAGCUCCAAGCAGGAGAGCUGCUUUAGCUCACGCGUCUUGCAGAACUUUCUGCUCAACUUGCUUACCCUCUCCAGGGGUAGGUAGUCCUUGUCCACAUGUGCGAGGGGAUGGGAUCUUCAGCAUCCUUUUUGGCAAGUCGGCCACAUACAGCUGAUAGAAAAAGUCACAUUGGCUCCCUUACCCAAAUGCACUGCAGGCCAAAGCCAUCCAGCAGCCACCUGCUCAGCCCCACUGCGAUCCCAAACCGCCUUCAAGCCACACAUCUCCACCUUGGCUUUUGUAUCAUAGAUGUCUUGAAACAGGUUGAUGUUAGCAAGGUCGACCAUAGUGCCUUACAGGAUUUAGAGAAGAGCUCAAACCUUGGAAUAAGUAGGGUGGUUCCCUGGUUAAAAUUUCAAAGCAUCUCCCCUUCCAUUUCCUUCUUGCCGUGGCUUUGCUGCCGAUGGCUCUCUGCCUACCAUGAUCCUAUGGAAGCUGCCCACCGUUUGCAGGUCAUGGUGGCUCACAUCUGGGUCCAUAGGGCCCUGCCUAAACUCCUUGAAGAGGAGCAAUAUCUGAUGAGGAACGGCCCAACCAUGGAGCGAGCAUUGCGGUGCAUGCAGAGCCUUCCAGGGAGGCACAGCUCUUUCCUCUUGCAUGACAACGUGCGUCUGUCAAGCUCCUGUGUCUCACCACUGCUGGCUGAACUUCUCACCCAAGUCUAAGUUGUUGACAUUGGGGUUUGGAGCUGGGGAAUUUCCAGCUUCUGGGAAAAGGAGUCAAGCCUGGGGCUCAGGACACUGCUCUCUGCUGCCCAGGUUCAUGGAAGGGGCUCUCCCAGUUUCCAGCUGGCCACAUUGAAGCUUCAAACCCCAGCACCAAUGGGACCGGUUUUGUUUCCGUGAGCCCUAAGCCUAGCCAGGGAUGGGAGGGCAGGGGCUCCUGCAAGGAAAGCCUGCUGCCGUGGGGGCUUGCGCUGGAGAGCUAGGCUUUUUCCCGACCUGGUGUAGCUCUGUCUCGUGAUAGGCGUGAUUGUAUUCAUUGUUUACUUCCAAAUCUCCUGUUUACAAUGGCAGCGUGGGGGGGGACCCGAAGAGCGCGCUGGUACUGCGCCGGGGUACCACAGCCAGAGAGAUGCCUCAAGGAGGGGAGGAUAGAGAUGACCCUCCCUGGCGAGCCCAACCUAGCUGUCCCCCUUCACCCCCUGCCACUGCGUCCAAGGCCCAGCAGUGCUAGCGACAGAGGCAAUCAUCCCCCACGGUCUUCCUUUACUCCUCAGGAUCCAGCUCCUUGACAUAUCAGGAGGCUCCCCGAGUCUUUCUGGAGCAAUAAUACUUUCCCCAUCGUUGUGAACUCUCCCCCCGGUGCACGUUGUGACUCUUCUCCUCUGUGUGCAGUAUCUAGUCUGGGUUUAAGCCUGCCCAGGCACAGCGGGCUGGAGCCAGGACGCGGUUUAAGGCGAUAGAGGGGGAAACAGGCUGCUGCUGGGUCUCAUUCCCCCCUCCACAUGCACUGCCAAAGCUUCCUCUGGGGAAACAGUCCAGUCAGUUCAUACCCUGCACCGCUGUUGAGGCCCCCACUCUCCAUUCAUUGCCACGCUGCUCUGGACCGGGGUAAGCACCUUUCAGACUUGCCCCCUUUCUCUCCUACCUCCCCAGAGGCCGCGCUAGGCAGCGCUGCCCAGGGUCCUUCUGCCCGGCCCUCCUCUCCAGCCGCAUGCUGCAUCUUGGCGUCGCGUUCGAGCAAACACUGGUCCUUUUAUUCAAGCCACGCAGGUCUACGGCUUGGUGCGGUUGCCGCGUCUUGGAGCUCGCCCCUGUGUUUGUUCCGACGCUUGGCAACACUGGCUUGUGUAGCUGAACAAAGCCAGUUCCUUGGCAUUCAGAUGCAUCCCUUCCUGCUCUAGCGCGAGCCCUGACUACUGCUGGAGCAUCUGGCCGUAGUUCCUAGCAACUGCACAGGCUGUUUUGUUCUCUCCGCUCCGCGGCUAGUCAUUUCCUAUGCAAAUCGGUGCCGUGCCUGCCUGUUAAGUAGGUGGGUCGCCCAGCCCCAUCAUGCAGACCCGAUGACGGCGCGAAAAGCCAGCCUGCCGGCUCUUCUAAAACGCAGCCACUUACCGAGGACUCUCACUGCAUGCGGACACGUGUGUCCAACAGCAUCUCACACCCUCUCUAGAGGCAUUCACUUGCCAAGGGAAGUGCCAUAGGAAGCAGCUUCUAGCUGUCAGGGGACAAACCCUUUUCCUGCAGCUUGUCCAAAUGCUUUCACCCCCAAGGUCUGGCUCCCCGAGGGGGGUAGGACUCCUGGUUGGAGAUUGAAGCACAUCUCUGCCCAACUGGCUAAAAGCAGGAGGCUUAAACCCAGACUCCAAACUCAUGACGCUAGUAAAGAAAUCUGUAUUUUUUUUCUUUUUUUGCACAGAAGCUGGUAAUCUAGGACCUAUGUGUGAACAACUUUAUAUCAAUAUUUUUUGUACUUGGUUUACUCGGGUUGGUAUGAGACGUCGUAUUUAAGUUCUUUGAACACUGUGGAUCCCCUGAUGUGUAUGAAUGGCAGAGGCUUUGUAAAUUAAGAGACGUUUGUGUGAAUAAAGCUAUUGGAUGGGGUGGAAAAGCCAUACAGGAUUUGA
Molecule: messenger RNA, 5653 nt
Organism: Alligator sinensis (Chinese alligator)
Lineage: Eukaryota; Metazoa; Chordata; Crocodylia; Alligatoridae
Product: serine/threonine-protein kinase 35
Exons: 2
Coding region: 1-777 (258 amino acids)
Biological process (GO): axon extension; protein autophosphorylation; autophagy
Cellular component (GO): cytoplasm; autophagosome
Molecular function (GO): protein serine/threonine kinase activity; ATP binding
Source: RefSeq, a predicted model, not a curated record